Messenger RNA from Polypterus senegalus (gray bichir), 6076 nucleotides. RefSeq lists its product as uncharacterized. The transcript has 14 exons. The record is from RefSeq and is a predicted model, not a curated record. Bases 1907 to 5827 code for a protein of 1306 amino acids. Lineage: Eukaryota; Metazoa; Chordata; Cladistia; Polypteriformes; Polypteridae.
CUUCCCACUACACGGGAUAUCACACCCUCACAUUGAAAUGUUAAAUAAAUAAAUGAAUGAAUGAAUGAAUACAGUGUGUACCAAACCCUUUGCAGUUUGACCUCAGAACAAUUCUUUAAAAGAAAUCCACAAGACUUUAUGACGUACUGCAAAAUCUGACGGUCAGCGGACCCGAAUGUCACCAUCUUCUUUGACGUCUGCAUCUCAACACAAAGUAAAACGCCACACAGGAGUCAAAGCGGGUCAGUCCUCCUCCUCCUCCUCCUCCUCUUCCUCCUCCACAGGUGAUGAGCUGACUGGACAAAUGAAGCCUGCAGGUAGCCAGCUGGGUGUCCAGCCUAUGAAGCUGAUGAGAAUGGGGUCUGUGAACAGGUGCUGCCCCCCUGAGCGAGUCCUCAAGUCCUCUGCUGCUGUGCUAAAGUCAUGGCCUUGACUGUCACUGUCCAUUCGAACAACUUACUGCCCAGCUCGUUGAUGCUUGACUGACCUCUCCGUUCUAAUGAUGUGCAGCUAAUAGAAAGCAGGAGGACAUGAUGGCCGGUCGUAAGCUACUUGGCAUGGCUGACGUCCACAUUUCAGAAAGUCUCGUUUCUCCUUCUCAAACCCAUCAGUCAGACUCUCUCUGGUUUUGAUGUCUGGCCUGGCAUACUCUGCUCUGAUGGCUACCAACCACAUCUCUCUGUCACUUAGAAUCUCAAAGCCUUUUUUUGUGGUGUUUGCUGUUAUCCACACCACCAUUUUGUGCUCCCGCACUACUUGCUGUUCUCAUGCCCAUUUGAUGUUUAGGUGACUGCUGACCUUUGACCUAACAUACUGCAGUUCCUCAGAACACCUAUGGGGGGCCCUCCUACCUCUGAUGACCACCCCAGUGCACAACGUGUCUAUCUGAGCAUCAUGGACAUCUCCAGAUUGUUUGGUGGUCAGAAAGGUUCAAAGAAAAGAUGACUGCAGUGUCAUAAGAAUUAACCCGACUAUCAAAACCGAAAGGAUCAACCAGGAGGCUGCAACUCAAGUGUCAUGUGACGAUGACACAGGGGACUUCACAGCACCCACACCAGCAAAGGGAAAAGCCAGCCUUUAAAUUGUGUGCCAUGUUUAAUUGAUCACAGUGUGUAGGAAUUACAGUUACAGAGCACGGGGUUAGUUUGACAUUCUUAUGGUUUAAAUGUGCGUUUGCCUUAAAACACCUCCUAAGAUAUUCAUUAUUAUUAUUCAUAUUUUUAAUUUUGCACGUUUUGUUUGCCGUUACUUUGGUUUAUUGUAUUAAACGAAGACAGUCGUGUUUUUCCGUCCAUAAUUAUUUCUGCUUUGCUGUUUUUCAUUUUUUUUCCUUCUAGGAGUGGAGGGCGCCGGGGGCUCCUGGUGGGCUUCGGGCGGCACUGCGCUCGGCUGCAGAUCUCCGUAACUGCGAUUUCGAUCGCGGGUUUGAAUUACAGACCCCAAAAGUGCAACAUUAGACAUCUCAACUACCACCUCAGUUAAUGAAAAUGACCUCAAUAAGUUCCCCCGGCGUCAGCUGUUAAGACCCCGUCUUUAUGCGCCUUCCACGUCUCUCUGAUUUCUGGUUUGCGGCUCUUGUGUGUUUAACGGGUGGGUCUUUUGGUCCUCGUGGUCCUUUGCCAUUUCCGCCCGCGUCUCUUUUGUUCUUGUUAAAUUAACUUUCAUUUAAAGACCCCCGCAGUGGUCCCUUCUCUCUUUUUCAGACAGUUCUUUUAUUUUCAGACACUUGAAGCCCGAGUCACGACUCUCUCUUCAGUUCCGGAUCUGUCGUGUCACUUCUCCAUUGCUCCGCUGCCUGCUCACUUCACACGGGCCGCGGCUUUAUUUACGAUGAUUUGGCGAAAGUAGCUGCUGCGGUCACAAGAUCGACGAAUGUAAAAACGAAAGUCAGAGACGAGCGAGCUUCAUGGCCGGCUGGGCGCUGCCUGCGCUGCUUCUCCCUUUGCUCCUCGCUGCAGGCUCGGAGGCCACCAUCAGCGUCUUCUCAUCUGAGCUCAGUAUAAUCGCUCUGAGGCACUCGGCUGUUGUGCUGCCAUGCACCUUCACGGUCACACCAGGCCCCAUCGACCCCAAAGGCCUGACUGUCAUCUGGUACCAGUAUGGGUUCCCAGUGGCCAAGUUUGAAAAUAAAGAGUCCACGGUGAGACAGGAGGCCAGCCUGUUUGAAAAUGACAUCAGAAGAGGAAACGCCUCGCUGCUCCUGGAAUCCAUCGUGAAGAGGGACGAGGGACAGUAUGAGUGUGAAGUCACCUAUGGAGGAGAGAAGGGCUCAGCCAGCCUUGUGCUGACCAUCCAAGUCCCUCCUGAAGUCCUCCUGUCCCCCACGUCAGUUCAGCUGCUCCAUGAGCACACGGUGACCUGCUCGGCCAAAGGCUUCUACCCUAAACCGAUCCAUUUUAGUUGGAAGAGAAAUGGCAGGAGUGUCGACCCCCUGGGCACCACAGAGCCACAGAUCAACUCAGACGGCACUCUGAACAUGGAGAGCAGCUACCGCUUCACGCCCAAGAGCCGAGAUGACCUGACCUGCGAGGUGACGCAUGAGGCCCUGAAGGAGCCGCUGAGGAGAUCCGUCACAUAUGUCGGACUGACCAGCGCAGAGGUUGGACUCAUCAUGGCCGCAGUGAUCGCCUUCUUCAUCCUCCUCCUCACCCUCUUCUGGUUCUUGUCAGUGUCCCUGUCACCUCUCGUCCCAUUAAAGUUGGUCCAAGAUGAGCCGACGUCCAUCCGGAGCACCAUCAAGGGCUGGAGGCUCAGACUGGUCACCCUGCAGUGGCUCAUAAAUGACGUGAGACUGGCCUGGCACGCACUGGACAGACAGCAGACAGACUGUCAGGUGGACAGUAUGCCCCUCGUUGACCCAUCUGGUCACACCCUGACUAAAGGACAAUCUGCAGGAGGCCUUCUUCUAGUGGAGACCCCCAUAGAACUGCACUUUACACCCAAGAGAGGCGAGCACCAGGGGGCCGAGCUGAAGUGUCGGGCGACUCACCGGCUAACCAGAAGGAGCGUGGAGCGCGUGGUCAGACUGGAGCAGGUGUGUGUUCGGCCUCAACUCUCGGAUAUCGAGAACGUCUCUCAGGACUCGGACUCCGAUGUCAGGCUGCAGAUCAGGGCAGAGGAGUUCUACCCAGCAGACAUCAGCUUCACGUGGAAACUGGGAGAAGACAGAGUGCCAUCACAACUACUGGACAUCACAAAAACCAACAACGGGAACUUCAGCACUGGCAGCAUCUGCUCCAUCCCCCUGUCUCGGCUCCAGAGCCUUGGGUUCAAAAUCUCAGUGGUCACUGAGCACAAAUCCAUGGGGAGAGUGGAGAAGACGGCCACCGGGGACACUCCAGGUAUUGAUGGACGUCCACAGCUGUCUGACAUUGAACUGCUCAGUUUCUCAAGAGUUGGCCACCCCUGCACUCUGAGCUGCACCAUCUCCAAGUUCUUCCCCAGUGGUCUCAAUGUGACGUGGCUGCGAGAAGGAGGGGAGACUGGACUUCGGCCAGUUACUGCAGGGGAGGCGUGGGGAGCCACAGUGAGAACAUCAAAGCCAGAGCAGAAGAACAACACUUACGAGGUGACGUCUACGGUUCAAUUCACUCCAAAGAGUCACGAAAUAGAGCAGGUGACGUACGUCUGCAGGGUAGAACAUGUGACCUUGCAGAUCCCCAACGAGAAGGACAUCAGGCUGACGUCGGCUGCUGAGAAGAUGCGUCUCGUCGUCUCCGACAUGCAGGUCGCCUUCACUUGCCUUGGUGAGCCCUGCCUCCUGACCUGCACCGUGUCAAACUUCAGUCCCAAAGAGAUCACCGUGACGUGGCUCAGGAGGCAGAAGGAGACCAAGGAGCUUCUACUUGCUGGGGCAGGCAAGUGGAACCCCAGUGUAACCCACUUUGGUCCAGCGAUGAGGAGCAGCAGGUACUCACUGGUAUCCCAGGCAGAGUUCACCCCUUUGUCCCUUGGUGACCUGGAGGACAUGGAGUACAUCUGCAGAGUGGACCAUCAGAGCCUUGGAGAUAAGGCCAUUGAGAAGAGCUGCUCAGUGAGUGCAGUCAUGCAGCAUCACCCCAUCAUGUCAGAAGUACGUGUCAAGGAGUUUAAAGCACUUGGCCAGCCCUGCACCCUGAGCUGCUCCAUCCAGGACUUCUACCCCAAAGACAUCAAGGUGACCUGGCAACAGGCAGGUGGGAAGGGACGAGACAUCACAGGGGUGACAUCUGAACCCCAGUGGGGAAAACGGAGCUACCAGCUGGAAUCUGUGGCCACCUUCAUCCCUAAAACUCUGAGUGACCUGGAGGACGUGGAGUACAUCUGUAAGGUCGAGCACAAGACCCUCAACAAGAAGGGCAUUGAGAGGUGCAGUGGGAAGCUGGUCAUACCAGGCCUGCUGCACCCACCCGUCAUGUCAGACAUGCAGGUUUCGAGGUGGGGUGGACUUGGCCUGCCUUGCACCCUGAACUGCUGCAUUGAGAACUUCUUCCCCAAAGAGAUUGAAGUGACGUGGCACAGGAGGGACAAAAAGACGGGCAGUGAGGUCACUGCGGGGACUGAUGAGUGGAAGGCUCAAGUUAAGACAUCACCCCCAGAAGUAGAAAAUGUCAGCUACUGGCUGAACAGUCAGGUCGCUUUCACCCCCCAGAGCCUGAGUGACGUGGACGAGGUAGACUACGUCUGUAAGGUGAAGCAUAAGAACCUGGAGGAGACGUCCAUGGAGAAGACUUCAGGUGAAUCGCUGCCCACAGCUCUGUGCCACCCACCCUCUGUGUCUGACAUCGAGGUGGCUAAGGACACAUCAAAUGACAAUUCCUACAUCCUGAGCUGCUCAAUCCUGGACUUUUACCCCAAACUGAUUGAAGUGACGUGGCUGCAAAGGAGUCUGAAGGCAAGCGGCGAGGUCUUGGAAGAGAAUGCCUGGUGGAAGACUUCAGUUGAUACACCCAGUCCAGACAUGAAGGGAAAUGGCUACAAAGUGCAGAGUCGGCUCACUUUUCCUCUUGACUCUUUAGCUCAGCUUGAAGACAUGGAGUUCAUCUGCAGGGUGGAACACGAAUGUCUCUCUGCCCCUUUGGAGAAGCACUCUGGGAGGAUUGUGAUACCAGAUCUCGUUAAUGAACCUCUAGUCUCUGACGUGGUGGCCCAGUUCACUGAAUUCGGUCAGCUGUGCACUCUGAAAUGCACCAUGAUGGCCUUCUACCCCAAAGACAUCACGGUGACCUGGCAGAGGAAGUGGAAGAAGAAGAGGAGACCUUCUGCAGCAGAACUGGAUCCUCUCAGCGUGACUCAGGAUGGGCCGUCAUUGAACAACAUCAGGUACUGGGUGGUCUCCAAAGCCGAGUUCACCCCCCAGACCCUGAGUGACCUGGAGGACGUGGAGUACAUCUGUAAAGUGGAGCACGAGACUCUGAAGGGGAAGGCCAUUGAGAAGAGCUGGCCCAGUGCUAGAGAGCCACGCAUUUCCGACAUUGAGGUCCACUUCACUGGACUCAAUCAGCUCUGCACUUUCAGCCUCACUGCGUCAGACUUCUUCCCUAAAGAGAUUAACAUCAACUGGGAGAGAAAGCGCAGCUCAAAAUUAAUGAAUUUUGUCAAACAGAAGUGGAAUCCUCGAGUGAGGCAGGAUGAGCCAUCUUGGAAUGACCUGAAGUACUCCCUGACGUCUACAGCAGAAUUCACCCCCACGGCUCUGAGUGACCUGGAGGACGUGGAGUUCAUCUGUAAGGUCAAACACGAGACUAUGAAGGGGAAGGCCAUCGAGAAGAGCUGCUCCAUAUCUCCAGAAUCCCUGAGACCUUCACCUCGUGAUGCCCGCCGACCUCUGAAUGGCACCUCGGUGUGACCAGACGACGCUAACAUGGCGGCCCAGCUCGAGACCUCCAUGGUCUGAUCGUGAGGACCCCCUGGAGAGCCGACAGGUCGACGCACCUUUGACUUUGAGUCGACAUUCUUGAUGUUAUUCUGACCCUCAGCUUUAUUUUCCUUCCCUGCUUUAUGUGAAGCCGUGAGGUUUGGUUGCUUUUUUAUACCUUUGAUACAUUUUGUAUGAACCACGAAGAAUAAGAAUUGAAUAAAACUGAAAUGAACUUCC